GAAUGGUUCAAUCACUACAAAAAACAAUCCUAAACAUUUGGCUCAAGGGUUAGUCAAUAAUAAAGUUAGAAUUCAACUUCCAUCAAUUGGGGUCAAUAAGAUCAAGCGAAUUCAGAGCUUUACAGCAGUAACCUUAUCAGAAUCCGUGUACUCCCUCCGUAACAACUCUCAAGAUACUGGGCAUGAAUCAGGGAGUGUACGAAGCAGCAACAAGAAGAGAAGGUUGGAUAGUUUAUUGAACAGACUAAG
Racocetra persica is the source of this 249-nucleotide messenger RNA. The record is from the annotation of a GenBank genome assembly. Lineage: Eukaryota; Fungi; Glomeromycota; Glomeromycetes; Diversisporales; Gigasporaceae.